Pediculus humanus corporis (human body louse) is the source of this 738-nucleotide messenger RNA. RefSeq lists its product as uncharacterized. Bases 1 to 738 code for a protein of 245 amino acids. The record is from RefSeq and is a predicted model, not a curated record. Lineage: Eukaryota; Metazoa; Arthropoda; Insecta; Psocodea; Pediculidae. The transcript is spliced from 4 exons.
AUGAAAUUUUGUGAAGAAAACGGAAUUGUGUACACUCAUGAAGCGUUCGAUUUUUCUGCAAAAGGAAGACCAAAGUCAAAACCUGCUUCACAAAUGUAUUCAACCAAAGUAGAUAGUCAUUUGGAAGACAAAGAUAAGUUGUUAAAAAAAAACAAUCGUAAAACAGAAGCUCCGGUAAGCGUACCUCAAACUGUUCCAGAAGUAAAUUCUUCCGAACCCUUUCCUACGGAUGAUUCUUUCCAGAAUAAAGUUUUUAUUGGUGAUUUCGAAGUUUUAAUUGAAAAUGGCAAAUUUAUUUGUCCAGUUAAAGUAUGUGCAAAACAUUUUCGACGUGAAAAUCUUUUACACAUGCACAUGAAACAUUAUCAUCCUGAAUUUUCAAAAUAUUUAGAUUAUACUCCCAGUGUGACUGAUUUAGCGUACGCUAGAACGGUUGGUAGUCUCGAUGUCGCUGAAGGAACCUGUUCCGCUCCCCGAAAAGUAACCGAAAAGUCUGAAAAACCUCCUGCCAAAGUUGAAAAUGUUCGUAAAGCAGUCGAUACCUCGAUCGAUCAUUCGAAAGAAAAAAAAUUAAAAACAAGUAGUUCUAAGCCGGAUGGUAAAACUAAUUUAAGUAAAGCCUUAAAUGAAGUCACGACGCCUAAUGCAACCGAAACCUCAAAAGCGGAAGAAAGUCAGAAAAAUCAAACGAAUUCAAAUAACUCACAUGCAAAACAUAGUUCUAGUGGAAACGAGUAA